This is a messenger RNA of Nelumbo nucifera (sacred lotus), 2625 nucleotides long. It is a transcript of the gene SUF4, whose product is annotated as zinc finger (C2H2 type) family protein. Gene Ontology annotation, cellular component: nucleus. Gene Ontology annotation, molecular function: DNA binding. Gene Ontology annotation, biological process: regulation of DNA-templated transcription. NCBI's taxonomy places the organism in Eukaryota, Viridiplantae, Streptophyta, Magnoliopsida, Proteales, Nelumbonaceae. The record is from RefSeq and is a predicted model, not a curated record.
ACUCCCCAGUCCCUCCCGCACCCGGAGAAAGGGGCUCUCUCCUUUUUGACAAUCAGAAUGGGAAGAUCGUGCGAAACCCUCCCUCGAUUAAUAUUCUCCCGUUCAAUAAACCGAAGAAAUCAUUGAGCAGAGAGAGAGAGAGAGAGAGUUCUCUUCGUUGUCUUCUUUGGAGAGAGGUGAGAAAGAGAGAGAGAGGCAUAAACCCUAACCCUAGGAUCCCUAGCUGUAACUGGUCGUGACGGAAGGGGAUUAAACCCUAAUUGUUUCUUCAGCCGCAGAGGAAGGAAGAGAAGAGGGGAAGAAGCCCUAACCCGGAAGAGGAGGAGCGCCGUAGAGAGGGAGAUGGGGAAGAAGAAGAAGAGGCCGUCGAAGGUCUGGUGUUACUACUGCGAUCGAGAAUUCGACGACGAGAAGAUCCUUGUUCAGCACCAGAAAGCCAGGCAUUUCAAAUGUCAUGUUUGCCAUAAAAAGCUAUCCACGGCUGGGGGAAUGGCCAUUCAUGUUCUUCAGGUUCACAAGGAGACCGUCACAAAAGUUCCUAAUGCUAAACCUGACAGAGAAUCAACCGAAAUUGAAAUUUUUGGAAUGCAAGGAAUUCCACCUGAAAUUUUAGCAGCUCAUUAUGGGGAGCAAGACGAGGAUGCACCAUCAAAGAUGGCCAAGGUGGAGAUUCCAACCUCCAAACUUGUUGGUGGUGUUGUACCAGGAUCAGUAGGUGUUGGAUUUCCUCCUCAACCACCAAUUGGUGCAAUGCAGCCAAUUUAUUCUGCAUUAGCAGCGCCACCCUCAGGUUGGCCAGUUCCUCCUCGUCCACAACCUUGGUUCCCUCAACAUCCUGCAGUUUCAGUACCUCCUGCUGCACCUAUGGGAUUGGCACAGCAACCUCUGUUUCCUGUACAGAAUGUGAAACCUUUGUUACCCACUACUUCUCCACUUCAACCAUCAUUUCCGAUCACUCCACCUGGAUUACCCACAUCUACACCACUGGUUCCUGUAUCUCAACCUUUGUUUCCUGUUGGUGUUAAUUCUAAUACUUCAAGUCAAAGUUCACCAUUUCCUGCACCUGCACUUACAGCAACCAUUCCAUCAAGCUCUCCUGCAGACCUCAAAAACUCAGUUGACUCAUAUUCCAGUGUUAACACUUCCGUGGCUAGUAGUUACCAUGGAACGACUGCUCAAGGUGGUUCAUAUGCCAAUUCACAUACAUAUGCCUCAGGUCCAAAUACUGGUGGUCCUUCAAUAGGUCCCCCUCCUGUAAUUGCUAAUAAAGUUCCUGCUAGCCAGCCAGCCACCAAUGAGGUCUAUUUAGUUUGGGACGAUGAGGCCAUGUCCAUGGAGGAAAGAAGGAUGUCCUUACCGAAGUAUCAGGUGCAUGAUGAAACUAGCCAGGUAAGUUGUAACUAUAUCUCUUUCUCAUUCAUUCAAAAUGACAUGCAACUAUCCCUGCAUGUCCCAUGGAUUGGUAGGCUUUUACCUUUUGAUGCUUUCAGAUUAAUUGCUUGUGCAUUUUUUCAUAUGUUAAGAGUAUCUUGUAUGAAUCCCUGGACUUUUUCCCCUGUUAAAAAGAACACAAUUUGUGAAGAUUCCAUGAGCCUUAAUCGUAUAUUACUCUUAGUUCCAAACAUGUUUGUUUGAGGGGCCAUGGUGCUAUUUUUAACUGCCACUCUCUGCGGUUUCCAAGCAAUUCCACCGAUUUUGUGGCCAUCAAAAGAUUCAAGUAGGUAUGCACAUUAUCUUUUCUGGUACCUAGUAUUUACAUAUCUGACAAGUGUGCUGCGAUCUACACGAGGGUUCUCCAACCUAGCUUCGGCCCUACGCGAAAAGUAUAGUGUAUGUAUUUUGCUUUCAUGGAAUUUGAAUUUGUUGGUUCAUAUUCAUUCUCCCUGUGUUACGAUUACAAUAUAUGGUGGUUUGGGGAGGAACAAGAAUAUUGCCAACAGGCAUUUUCCUAUCUAGAGCAUUUCUUGUUAUCUUUUUUAUGAUCAUACAGUGAAUUCAGACUUGGCCCAGGUCAGCUUCUGUCACAAGUUUAGUAUCUUUUGUGUAGAAGCCAGCAUUAAUAUGUGAUUCAUUGGUUGGUUUGUGGUUGCAGUCCCUUUCUGAUUUUCAGUGUUGUCUUUUCUAUUUUCUUCCAGAUGAACUCAGUUGAUGCAGCCAUAGACAGAAGAAUAUCUGAAAGCAGGCUUGCUGGUCGAAUGGCUUUCUAGGUCUGCUAUGUUACAUGUACAUGGGAGGUCUUCAAACUUGUAGCUUAUUUACUUUCUUACCUGGGAUGUGAAAGAAGGACAAUCGUGGCUAUAAAUCCCAAGAGUAGAUCAAUCAUCUUAUUCUUUGUGAGUUAUUUUGGAAUCUUAACUCCUGUCAGUCAUGACAAUCAGUGUUGUACUUACGAUGGAAGAUAGCUACAGAGAGCCAUUUUUUUGGAACAUGGAGGUCUCAACAAGUAACGGUACUGAAUAUGCUUUUUAAAGUUUCAACUUUUCUCAGAUGCCAUUUCCUCGGUCUAUGUUUUAAUUAUCCUUUAAUCCCGACUAGCAGUAGUGAUAAUUACAAAUUUAGCUAACUCUUGAAGAUAAUGUACCAUGAUACAUCUAUGUUUAUUGAAUCAGGUAUUUUUGCACUACA